Molecule: messenger RNA, 1894 nt
Organism: Fundulus heteroclitus (mummichog)
Lineage: Eukaryota; Metazoa; Chordata; Actinopteri; Cyprinodontiformes; Fundulidae
Product: protein APCDD1-like
Exons: 5
Coding region: 318-1838 (506 amino acids)
Biological process (GO): negative regulation of Wnt signaling pathway
Cellular component (GO): plasma membrane
Molecular function (GO): Wnt-protein binding
Source: RefSeq, a predicted model, not a curated record
ACCGGGGCGCAGGACGCGUGAAGGACGCGUAAAAAGGAGCCCAGCUGCCUCUAUUGAAAGCCACAGCGCUGAAGCGUUCGGACUCCUCUUUUACAUCCAUGUGCGCGUUUUUUUUUCUCCCCUGCGAACCUCGGAUGCUUUUAUUUCUUGCAGAAUCGGAGGCCCGUUUUCUACCAUGAUGCUCGGAUUUUGCGGGAGUUUUUGCCCCCAACUCUGGAUUAAGCCGGGAUUUCUGCGGCAAUAACUAAAGAGGAAACAAGAGCGACGCUCUUCAGCGGGAGUCGCAGGGAAGCUCGUUCAGUUUGCAGAAGAGCGAAAUGGAGCUGAUUCCUGCAGUGGUUCUUGUUGCUUUUCUAGUUUGGGUUGAAGGCUCAACUCUGCCUUACUCCAGUCACCGCUCCUUGAGGAAAACCUUCGGUCUGUCCUCCAAAGACUCCCUGUGUAACCACAUGCUGAAGCACCUCCACAACGGCGCCCGAAUCACCGCCCAGAUGCCUCCCAACGUGGAGGGCCACUGGGUCUCCACCAGCUGUGAGGUGAGACCCGGUCCAGAGUUUCUAACUCGCUCCUACAGGUUUUACCCCAACAACACCUUCCAGGCCCACCAGUUCUACUACGAGGACAACCACUGCACCAAACCCUCCUACACGUUGAUCAUCCAUGGUCGGCUGCGCCUGCGCCAGACCUCCUGGAUAGUCCGGGGCGGCACGGAGGCAGAGUACCACCUCCACCAGGUCCAGACAGUGUCUCACACAGCCGCCAAGGCCGAAGAGCUGAGCCAGAGGCUCGGCCGCAGUUGCAGAGGGGCUACGAAGGGCCCCUGGGAGCCCGACAGGAUCUACGAGCUGUGGCACGAAGAGGGAGGCUACGACUGCUCCAGAGAGCUCAACUUCACCAUGCACGAGCUGCAGCUGCUGCGGCUGGAGAAGCAGUACCUGCAUCACAACCUGGAUCACCUGGUGGAGGAGCUGUUCCUGGGAGACAUCCACACCGACGCGACGCAGAGGCUCUACUACAAACCCUCCAGCUACCAGAUCCCCCUGCAGAACGCCAAGAACCACGACCACGGCUGCAUCGUCUGCCGGAUCAUCUACCGGUCGGACGAGUUCCACCCGCCCGUCCUGCCGCCGGGGGCCGACCUGACCGUGGGCCUGUACGGCCAGUGGGUGAGCCAGCGCUGCGAGGUGCGCCCCGAGGUCCUCUUCCUCACCCGCCACUUCGUCUUCCACGACAGCAACCACACCUGGGAGGGGCACUACUACCACUACUCUGACCCCCACUGCAAACACCCCACCUUCACCAUCUACGCCCAGGGCCGCUACAGCCGAGGCCUGCCCUCCACCCGGGUCAUGGGAGGGACCGACUUUGUCUUCAAAGUGAACCACAUGAGAGUGACGCCCAUGGACGUGGCCACCACCUCCCUCCUCAACGUCUUCAACGGCGACGAGUGCGGCGUGCAGGGCUCGUGGCAGGUCGGCGUGGAGCAGGACGUCACGGCGACCGACGGCUGCGUGGCCCUGGGCAUCCGGCUUCCCCACACCGAGUACGAGCUCUUCCGCAUGGAGCAGGACGCCCACGGCCGCUACCUGCUCUACAACGGCCAGCGCCCCAGCGACGGCACCAGCCCGGACCGCCCGGACAAGAGAGCCAGCUCCUACCAGAUGCCCCUGGUCCAGUGCUCGUCGAGCAGCCAGCGGUCCGAUGGCGGCCGGGGGGACGGCGACGCGGACCGCUCUCUCCUGUUCCACAACGAGGCGUCGGGGCGGCGCGGAGGCGGCAGCAGAUGCGCCGCUGCCGCGCUGCUCGUCGCUGCUCUGCUGCGACUGUGUCAGAGUUAGGCAGCUGUUUGGGCUUUUUUCGUUCCACGCAACCUUCAAUCGGCGAGGGUUAGCGA